CGAGAACUGACAGUCAUUCGUUAGUCUGCGCCGCGCCACGACGAGACGAAGCGUUGUAAAAUAAUAACUGUGCAUAAACAAGUAUAAAUACAUAAAAGUUACGAUUCAACUCGACACAAUUAGUAAACAUGAUUGGGACUAGUUUUAUAUACUGGGUUUUUAUUGUUAUCCUUGGCAGAGCUUCAUGUGAAGUAGGAACGGAGAAACCAUGUCGACACCGACGUUACAAUGGGACAUGCACAACCUUGAACGCCUGCCCGUUUGUUGUAGCAAUAUUGAACAUAGGCGAUAUCCCAAUGUUAACGCAAAUUGUCUGCGGCUAUGAGGGAAAUGUACUAAAGUUCUGUUGUCCAUCAUCAGACAGGAUUGUGUUUGAAGAUAAUAAUCCAAAUGUCCCAUCUGUAACCCCAAAAAUAGAAAUUACGACUAGAUUUGCUCCUGAAGCUGAGACUUCGGAGGACAGAAAAAUGAAUACUAUAGUAUCAAAGCGUCCAUUAUUUCCUGACAGGACUGUAUGUGGUAAACAUGAGUUUGAUUUCGAAGACAGAAUUGUGGGCGGUGAUUUAACCAAGAUUGGCGAAUUUCCCUGGAUGGCACGAAUUAAAUCUAAACAAGGAUCACAAGAUAAAUAUUUCUGUUCAGGAAGUCUAAUAACGGAUCGUCAUGUGUUGACUGCUGCACAUUGUUUAAAAAGUGAUGUGUUGUCUGUGCGGUUAGGAGAAUGGGAUGAAUCAACAGAACUGGAUUGUCAGGAUGGUAUCUGCAGUAAUGAUACUAUUGAUGUUGACAUAGAAGCAGUUAUACUUCACCCCAAGUUCAAUAAGAGUAACAAAGUCUACGAUAUAGGAAUAAUAAAGCUUGCUAAGCCCGUUAACUUCACAGAUACCAUCAGGCCAAUAUGUUUACCGUCCUCUCCGUACGUUUCAAGACUGGAUAAUUCAUUUGACAUCGAUUAUAUAGCUGCAGGAUGGGGACUAACAGAAUAUCAAAAAACAUCUCAAAUAAAACGCAAAGUAACAUUAAGAAGUGUGAAAACUAGCUUUUGUGAGAACCUCGGUUUCCCUUCUUGGCUGCAAGCUGACUUAGAACAAUAUAUUAUUUGCGCGGGUGGAGAAAAGGGUAGGGAUACUUGCUUAGGAGAUUCCGGUGGUCCCCUAAUGAGAGAAGUCCGAGAGGAUUCGUCUUCUAACUGGUAUUUAUUUGGUAUAACGAGCUUCGGCCAAACGAAAUGUGGGAGUGAAGGUUAUCCCAGUGCAUAUACCAGAGUUUCAAAGUACAUGGAUUGGAUACGACAAAAUGUGACAUAACAACAUCGAUGAAUAUAGCUUAACGCAAACCAGUAUUUUAUGUUAUAAAGUUAAUUUAUUUACUAAA
This is a messenger RNA of Zerene cesonia (dogface butterfly), 1374 nucleotides long. RefSeq names its product CLIP domain-containing serine protease 14D-like. NCBI's taxonomy places the organism in Eukaryota, Metazoa, Arthropoda, Insecta, Lepidoptera, Pieridae. Gene Ontology annotation, biological process: proteolysis. The record is from RefSeq and is a predicted model, not a curated record. Gene Ontology annotation, molecular function: serine-type endopeptidase activity. Bases 129 to 1307 code for a protein of 392 amino acids. The transcript has 7 exons.